CCGGAGUCGAGUCGUUAGCGGGGGAAAAGAGACUCCUGGGGUUUCUUCCUUCCUAAAGCCGGUAGCGAACGCAGGCAUCGAUGAAGCGUUUCUUCCAGCCGAUUGCGAAGGACGGGCCCUCGAAGAAGCCGGCGCUCUCCACCGCAGACUCUGCUCCUCCUUGCCCCGGCGGAGGCGGCGGUGGCGGAGACGAGGAGGAGAAGGGAGAGAAGAGGGAGGCGCCAAUGAGGUUCUUGACGUGGAACGCCAACAGCCUCCUCCUCCGCGCCAAGAACAACUGGCCCGAGUUCUCCCGCCUCGUCCAGUCCCUCGACCCCCAUGUCAUCUGCUUUCAGGAAGUGCGUAUGCCUGCAGCUGGAUCCAAAGGUGCUCCUAAAAAUCCUAAUGAACUAAAAGAUGACACAAGCUCUUCGCGUGAGGAAAAGCAGGUGCUAUUGCGUGCUUUGUCAAAUCCCCCUUUUGGAGAAUAUCGUGUUUGGUGGUCUCUUUCAGACUCUAAGUAUGCUGGUACUGCUUUGCUCGUUAAAAAGCAACUUCGCCCGAAGAAGAUUUCUUUCUCGCUAGACCGGGCAGCUUCAAAACAUGAACCGGAUGGUCGGGUGAUUUUGGCUGAAUUUGACUCAUGUUUCUUGCUAAAUACUUAUGCACCAAACAACGGUUGGAAGGAGGAAGAAAACUCAUUUAAAAGAAGACGAAAAUGGGAUAAAAGAAUUCUUGAGUUUGUACUACAAAUUGAGAAACCCUUAAUUUGGUGCGGAGACCUAAACGUUAGCCACCAAGAAAUUGAUGUGAGCCAUCCUGAGUUCUUUAGCAACGCAAAGCUAAAUGGAUACAUUCCUCCAAAUAGAGAGGAUUGUGGACAACCAGGAUUUACUUUGUCAGAGAGGAGGCGUUUUGAUAAUAUACUGACUCAAGGGAAGCUGGUUGAUGCAUACAGAUUUCUCCACAACGAGAAAGACAUGGAAUGUGGCUUUUCCUGGUCUGGCAACCCUGUCGGCAAAUACCGAGGUAAACGAAUGAGGAUUGACUAUUUUAUAGUCUCAGAGAAAUUGAAGGACAGAAUUGUUGCAUGUGAGAUGCACGGGCAUGGGAUUGAACUUGAAGGUUUUUGUGGAAGUGAUCACUGCCCUGUUUCACUUGUGCUCUCAGAGGAACCAUGACAACCUGAUUUUUUGGUGAUGGUUUUGCUUGUAGUGAUAAUUCAGUGCAGUGAUUGCUCUUUUCCUAAAACUGCUUUCUUGUUUUA
Molecule: messenger RNA, 1246 nt
Organism: Musa acuminata subsp. malaccensis (wild Malaysian banana)
Lineage: Eukaryota; Viridiplantae; Streptophyta; Magnoliopsida; Zingiberales; Musaceae
Product: DNA-(apurinic or apyrimidinic site) endonuclease
Biological process (GO): base-excision repair
Cellular component (GO): nucleus
Molecular function (GO): DNA-(apurinic or apyrimidinic site) endonuclease activity; phosphoric diester hydrolase activity; double-stranded DNA 3'-5' DNA exonuclease activity
Source: RefSeq, a predicted model, not a curated record